AUGCAGCUCAAGACCAAGGCUCAGCUGUCUGCCCUUUUGGGACUGCUGCUUCCCACCCUGGUCUCGGCCGAGACGGUGUUGGGCGUCUACGUCUUCCACCGCCAUGGAGACCGCACAGCAAAGUCCACUCCGCCUACCAAGCUGACGGCGCUAGGUGCCGAGCAGGUUCACAGCUCGGGCGAGUACUACCGGUCGCUUUAUGUCGCCAGCAACGCCACCAGUCGCAUCGACGGCAUCUCGUCGGAUAUCGCCGUCAACUCGCAGCUCAACGUCGUCAGCCCCGUUGACGUCGUGCUGCAGAACAGCGGCCAGGCCUUCCUUCAGGGGCUCUACCCGCCUACCACGGCUGACGUCCAGGUCCUGGCCGACGGCGAGACGGUGCAGUCGGUGCUCGGUGGCUACCAGUACAUCCCCGUCAACUCCCUCACCACUGCCGCCACGCCGAGCGGUGCUGAGAAUGACGCCUGGCUCCAGUCCGGCAGCGGUUGCGCAAAGGCCGUUGCCAGCUCCAACUCGUACCUUGCCAGCCGCGACUACCUCGACACCCUCGAGAGUACCCGUGGCUUCUACCAGGGCCUGAUGCCUGCCAUCAACCGCACGUUCAAGGCCGACGCAGUCAACUUUAAGAACGGCUAUGCUAUCUACGACCUCAUCAACGUCGCCCAGAUCCACAACGCAUCCUACCCAGGCCGCAACCUGAUGACCGACUCGGUCCUCCACCAGCUCUCGACCCGCGCCAACCAGCUCGAGUGGAACCUGGCCUUCAACGCCUCUGAGCCCGUGCGCGCCAUCGCCGGCGCCACCCUGGCCGGCCAGGCCCUGCGGUCCCUGAACGCGACGCUGCAGAAGCCCGCGUCGUCGCCGCUCGUCGACGUGCAGUUCGGCGCCUACGCUACCUUCUCCUCCUUCUUCGGCCUGGUGGGCCUGCACGAGGUGAGCGCCGACUUCACCGGCAUCGUCGACUACGCCAGCAGCAUGGCGUUUGAGCUCGUCACCAACGCGUCCGUCUCGUCUUCUGCCGCGGCAGGUGGAAAAGCCGUCGUCAGCCCGGAUGACGUGAGCGUGCGCUUCCGCUUCGUCAACGGCUCCGCGUCGGCCGACAGGCCGCUCAAGGCUUACCCGCUGUUUGGUAACGGUGAGACCCUGAUGUCCUGGUCGGCUUUCCAGAGCGAGAUGGCCAAGGUUGCGGUCGUGGACACGGCACGCUGGUGUGAGCUGUGCGGGCCCGCGUCUGCUGGUUGCGCUGCUGAUGCGACCGGGACUGCGGGUGCGGUUGGGGCUGCUUCGGGUGGCAGUGAUGAUGGUAUCACCAAGCCUGUUGCCGGUGUCAUUGGCGCUUUGGUUACUCUCGGUUUGGUGCUUGUUGCGGCUGGGCUUCUCGUGGGGGUCGGGGGCCUGCGGCUCGUCAAGAAGCAGGACCUGGUGCCCGCGCCAGCCUCUGACAAGAUGAGCGUUUGA
Pyricularia grisea is the source of this 1458-nucleotide messenger RNA. RefSeq lists its product as uncharacterized. Bases 1 to 1458 code for a protein of 485 amino acids. Lineage: Eukaryota; Fungi; Ascomycota; Sordariomycetes; Magnaporthales; Pyriculariaceae. The transcript is spliced from 2 exons. Gene Ontology annotation, biological process: dephosphorylation. Gene Ontology annotation, molecular function: phosphatase activity. The record is from RefSeq and is a predicted model, not a curated record.